Molecule: messenger RNA, 5501 nt
Organism: Chrysemys picta bellii (western painted turtle)
Lineage: Eukaryota; Metazoa; Chordata; Testudines; Emydidae
Source: RefSeq, a predicted model, not a curated record
UGACCUUCCUGUUGCAUCUUCCUUGCAGGAGGGCUCGAAGGGGAGGAAGAGGAGGGGUGUGAAGCAGCCUCGCUCUGUCCCCCACCCUGGUGUCAUCUACAACUGGUCUCUCCUGUGGGAUCGGCGCCCCUCCCCCCCGGGGAUGGUGUUCGCCGGCGGGCGCUGAGCUGGGCGCCAUGGGGAGUGCACCAUAGACACCCCCGGCACCCCGCGUCUGCCGUGGCGGCCGCGGUGCUGAGCACCUGGGGGCGGAGCCCACCUUGGUCUCACCUGAGCGCUCCUGGAUGGAAUUGCGGUGAAUGGAACAGAAGCCCAGCACCCUGGACUGCCUGUCGGAGCCAGAGGAAACCCGGUGGCUGGAUGGGAAACGCAAAAGAAAGAGCAGCCAAUGUUCGGUGAAGAGCAGCAUGUCAGGGUACAUCCCUAGUUACCUGGACAAAGAUGAACAAUGUGUCGUGUGCGGCGACAAGGCGACCGGCUACCACUACCGCUGCAUCACCUGCGAGGGCUGCAAGGGCUUUUUCCGACGCACCAUCCAGAAGAACCUGCACCCGACCUACUCCUGCAAGUACGAUGGCAGCUGUGUCAUCGACAAGAUCACCCGCAACCAGUGCCAGCUGUGCCGCUUCAAGAAGUGCAUCGCCGUGGGCAUGGCCAUGGACUUGGUGCUGGAUGACUCCAAGCGGGUAGCCAAGCGGAAGCUGAUCGAGGAGAACCGGGAGCGGCGGCGCAAGGAGGAGAUGAUCAAGACCCUGCAGCACCGCCCGGAACCCAGCGCCGAGGAGUGGGAGCUGAUCCACGUGGUGACGGAGGCGCAUCGUAGCACCAACGCCCAGGGCAGCCACUGGAAACAGAAGCGGAAAUUCCUGCCCGAGGACAUCGGCCAAUCGCCCAUGGCCUCCAUGCCCGACGGGGACAAGGUCGACCUGGAGGCGUUCAGCGAGUUUACAAAAAUCAUUACCCCGGCCAUCACUCGCGUGGUGGACUUUGCCAAAAAACUGCCCAUGUUUUCAGAGCUGCCUUGCGAGGACCAGAUCAUCCUACUGAAGGGCUGCUGCAUGGAGAUCAUGUCGCUGCGGGCGGCCGUGCGCUACGACCCCGAGAGCGAGACGCUGACGCUGAGCGGUGAGAUGGCCGUCAAGCGGGAGCAGCUGAAGAACGGCGGGCUGGGCGUGGUGUCCGACGCCAUCUUCGACCUGGGCAAGUCGCUCUCCGCCUUCAACCUGGACGACACGGAGGUGGCGCUGCUCCAGGCCGUGCUGCUCAUGUCCUCAGACCGCACCGGGCUGCUGCGGGUGGAGAAGAUCGAGAAGUGCCAGGAGACCUACCUGCUGGCGUUCGAACACUACAUCAACUAUCGCAAACACAACAUUCCCCACUUCUGGCCCAAGCUGCUGAUGAAGGUGACCGACCUGCGCAUGAUCGGCGCCUGCCACGCCAGCCGCUUCCUGCACAUGAAGGUGGAGUGCCCCACCGAGCUGUUCCCACCCCUCUUCCUCGAGGUCUUUGAGGAUCAGGAAGUCUAGGGCGGGGGGAGGGGAGGGGGCGAGGGGCGGGGCCAGGACUCGAACGAGAGCCCCGCCCCCAGCCCCUCCUGGACACGUUUUACUUGGUUCUUUUUCGUUUUGGUUUGUUUUUCUAAAUAUUGCGCGUGGGUGUCACCCGGCAGCGCCGACACCACCACCACCACCCCCGCGGAGGGGGUGGGACCGUGGGGGCGGGGCUGCUGUCGGGGUGGGGGGGAGGGGCAAAACUUUUCAAAAACCACACAAAACAUGAGCUUUUUUGGGGGGUGCGGAGGAGUUGGAUUUGGAGUAGCAGGGGAGGAUAAGUGGAACCUGGAUCUCCUUUCCUCUGAACCGCUCAGUUAUGGGGGUGCUGGGGGGGUGGAUACAUAGCCCGGAUUUCAACCCAACUGCAGGAAGAACCCCCCCACUCAGAGAGUUCUCCGUCCCAUCACCUCCCUGGCACUAGGCUCAGCUGGCACCUCACGGCUCCCCCCAAAUAAACCUCUCUCGUUCCACGGACUUUAUGAAUUUUGUUUGUUUGCACAGGACAGUCCCAGACGUCAGAGCGUUUGUUUCCUUUAUUAUUUCCUUAGGUGAUUUUGUUUUUGUUCUUUUUAGCAUUUAUUCCCUCCCUGAGAGGCUAAAAUAUUAACUAACUGCACUUUGAGAAGAGAAAAGCUAUUAAAUUAUUAGAGGGGAGAACCCGGGCGCAGGGAGAGGGGGUGAGGUUGGGGGGGGGGGUUCGGGCCAUGGAGCCGAGCGUGAACGACAAAUGCACUUUUUUUAUUAAAAGACAAAACUCCAGCGGGAAGUCGCUGGUUAGAUUCCCAGGGGUGCCUCGAUUUCCCAUCGAACUACAGGGCGCGAAGCCAGGGUGCCAGCUGAACCCCGUGCCAGGGUUGCAGGAUUGGACCAGCAGAGAACGUCAGCUCCCUGCUACACUGGAGAAUCGGGGCUCCGAGGUUGGGCUGUCAGGUCCCUUGCCCUCUCCCCGCCUCCCCCCCCCACAAGAACCCGCCACUUCGGCCCAUCUACCUCUUAGGCUGGAUGGGGCGGGCAGGUCUGUCCUGACACCCCAAUCCUCCCAGCACACCCGCCUCUCCCCCAGUGCAGGCGCCUGCCGAGGGCCGUAGUUCUGACACUUUCCCAAAGGCGAGGCAGCGGUGGGCAAGGGAGAGAGGCUCCAGCCCGCAGGGGUUGGGGGCUGUGCUGGGAGGGGGCGAGGGGGAAGAUAAGAGCUGGUCGAAAACAUUGGCUCUAAACUGGCUCUCGCGGGACAAUUUGGUUUUCCAUGCAGAGUCUGCUCCCUGCGGAAAGUUUUGAUGCUUCGUUGACGGAACAAACACCAGAAAACCGAACGAGCUGAAUUCAAAAUGGUGCCGCCGUGCCUCCUGGGAGUUGUGGUUUGGGGGCCUUGAGCUCCCAUUCAUCUCUAUGGGAUGGACUCUCUGGUUGGAAUCCAUCUCCCAUGAUGAACCAGGCCAGAGGCUCCCAUGGGGCACCUCCUGCCCAAGAAAAGUCACUGGGGCAUCAUGGGAGAUGGAGUCCAGCCUAAGAAACCAGCCCCUAGAGGAGAAUGGGGGCAUGAGACAUCUGAACUACAACUCCCAACAGGCAGCGCAGUGCCAUUUUGAAUGGAAAUAUUUCGGUUUUCAAUAUUUUGCCAAAAAGUCGUAAUUUUCUUUGGGGAAGCUGCCUAUUUUCUGACCAACUCCCCCUGCCCAGGUCCCUGCCCCUGCCCCUCCAGUGGCCUGUCUGUCUCUGAUACCCCCAGGGCAGGGACCAUCUGCCCAUCAUCUCUGGUAACAUGCCCCCAGGAGAACCCCUCACUCAGCAAGGGGCCAGGGAGGACCAUGCGCUGAGCCCCACCCACGCCGCUCCCCAUCGGGCCCACACUUUUAAUGGGCACGCGCUUUCCACAGGACGGCCCCCUCCCUGCCACUGCUCACUGCACUAACGCCGUCAGUAGUCUGCCCUGUAUUGGCCUGCAGCAUGCGCUACCCUGUCCCUCAGCUAUGCCGUCCCAGUGCCUAGCUCGCCUCACCACCUCAAAGCCUUGAUUCUCCGUGAGGCAGGGGUGCGCGGGGGGAGGAGGGAUUGGGGAGCCCUGGAAAAUGGCACUUAUUGGGCACAGGGGCCGGGAGUCCGAGCUGAGGCGUUUGCCCUUCCUAGGCGUGUGGGGAAGCUAGGGACAGGCCAAGCCGGGGGAGCUGCGUUGGUCGCUUUAGGUUUGUCUACCUGCCCUGAUCUCUCUCCCAGCCCCCGCCCCGAUUCCUCCAACAGCCAGAGCCCCGUGGUCACCAGGGUGGGGUGUGCACGCUCCCUGCUGUGCCCGGGGAUCCCCCUCGCCCACCGUCCCCCUCACGGCCCCAGCCCGUGGCCCACCCGCUCUGGGAAAGCACGAGGCCCAGGAGACACGUCACACCCGAGCGGCGGGCGUGUUUCGGCUCAGCCCCGGGGUGCCACCCACGCGUCUCCGAUCCCGGCUUGGCCGGGCCCGCGUGUUUAACCCCGCGUUGUCCGACGCGGCUUCCCCAGCGCGGGCGAGUUCACGGCACCGCCGUUUGGGGACUAGACAAUGGCAUUGCCCACCCCUGCAGCCCGGCAGCAGCCACAGGGGCACGCUGGCACGACCCAUCCUUAAAGCUGAACCAGCAGAACUGAGCCUCAGCCGAGAGCGACGCGGCGCUUGUAGCAGGGAGCUCCCUGUCCCUCUGCACUUAGCCAGCCCCGUGGGCUGCGGCCCGCCUGGCUCUUCCGUCUCUGCUCCGCUGCUUUUUCCUUUUCUUUCCUUUGGGGGGGAAAUAACAAUCGUAAAGGAAUUUAAAUCGCCAGGGGGCAGAUCUAAGGCCCAAUGGGCAUCAGCCUUUCUGGACUUUUCAAUUUCACUCCUUGUGCGGAGAAGCUGCACUCACUCACCCCUGCCUGUAGGGGGCACUUACUGGUAGUCAGCCACGCUUGGACACCCCCCCACACAUGCCACCCCCCACCCCCCCGUUUCCCCAGCUGUCUGUCAGCAAAGCCCCGGCCGAUGAUUUGCGCCUUGUCUUUGUAUCUAUCCAUCUAUAUCAGUAUCCAGUGGAGGGAGUUCGUUUUUAAGCUUUUUCUUACCCGGUUUAGGGCGUGAAUUUUCGUUUUCUUACCUCAGUCGAGAGGCCAACGGGGAUGGGGGGUGGGGGAUCGGCUUAUUCUGAAUGUACCGUUUAAGGUUCAGGUCCGGGUGAGGAGAGCCACCGCAGGGUUAACGCCGCUCCGAUUUAAGCUAAUAUAUAUAUAUAUAUAUAUAUAAUUAUAUAUAUAAAUUUUUUAAUUAAAAAUCUUUUUACGGGUUAUUUUAAAAAAAACAAACAAACACACAAACCUUUUGUUGUUGGUUGGUUUGGUCCGAUAGUGCUUGGUGGGCUGGACAGGAGCCCAGCCACCGCCGUGACUCCGGACUUGGUGGGCGUAGGCCGAGGAGCUGCCCCGUUAGCGGUGUGACCAGGGCGCCGGAGCCGGCGGCAGCCAGGGAAGGAGUUGAUUCUGGCGGGGGGGAGACAGGUUUUUGGAGCCCCCUUUGGUAUUAGCCUCACCUGUUGCAGUAUAUUCCCAGAGCCACCUGUGUUUGGGAGAGAUGGAGACGCGAGGGCCCGGGCCCCCACAAAGGGCCCAGGUUUUCAAACAAUCUCAGCACCCAACACGCACCCAGCGUCGCGGGCUCCGUGGAAAACCUGGGCCCAGGCGUGGGUGCCGUCUGCUUGGAGCCGUGGCCCAUUCUGUAAAUAUAGGAAGGAGUACGUUUCCCCGCAGAUACUCUGGCUUUCUGUAAUCAGUCCCACCUUCCCUGGGGUGCUAUGAGCAGCAGCGUCUCGGCCCAUUACUUAGCAUGCCAGCUCUCCUCCCACUGGUUGAUGCUUUUUGUAAAGCCCCAGCUCCCGGAGUCAUGGAGUUGGGGGAAACUUCAGCUUUCAUUUAAAAAAAAAAAGAUUUUUCUCUCUCGUGGUUGCCGAGAAA